Messenger RNA from Drosophila hydei, 2436 nucleotides. RefSeq names its product probable serine/threonine-protein kinase kinX. The record is from RefSeq and is a predicted model, not a curated record. Gene Ontology annotation, molecular function: calcium ion binding. The coding region runs from base 509 to 2311 and encodes 600 amino acids. Gene Ontology annotation, biological process: negative regulation of protein sumoylation. The transcript is spliced from 2 exons. NCBI's taxonomy places the organism in Eukaryota, Metazoa, Arthropoda, Insecta, Diptera, Drosophilidae.
UUUUAUUUUAUUUUUGUUUUGCAUUAAAUCUUAUUAUAUUUUGGUAGCUCUUGACCGUGAAACAUUCGAACGCGCUGACGAAAGUGAAACAAUGUAUUUAGUUCCGCUCUGUCUAGAUGCGAACCGGCUUUCGGUCCAACAGCAGCAACAUCUGAGAAAUGAUGAACUGUUUGGCUAUAGCCAAAGUUAAAGCGGUGGCAGAAGCAGAAGCAGAGGCAGGGCAUGGGGCACUUGAGGCCGUAAGUGGGACCAUGUGCGAGCAUUUGGCUUGCAAAUGCCCUGACUUGUCUUAAUGACCGAAACUCGGGCUUUAACUGUUGCCGGGUGCUUUGUUGCUAUUUGGAGAGACGGGGCAAACAAAGUGUUGGUCAUUGUUUGGUUUAUGUGUGUUUACGUCGGCGCUUAGCAAACAUCAGAGCGUAUAAAUAUGCCGACAAAUUGCGACUAUUAAUCAUUCGACCCAUAGAUUCCAUCGAUAACACAAUUAGCUUUGGAAAUCUAUACCAAAAUGAAACUCUUCAUUGCGUGCAUGUUCAUUGCCGCAGCGACGGCUGCAGUGAUUCCUGUCGAACAAGCCAGGCACCGUCGUGAUGUCUCCGAGAUCGUGAAUGAGUAUAUCCCACCACUAGGGGAAGUUGCGGCCGAUGCACCCAUCGGGAACGUUGCCCAAGACCCCACCGCUGUAGGAGAAGAUGGUUACCGUUACAAAACAGUUCGUCGUCUGAAGUACCGUCAGCGUCGUGAUGUUUCCGAGAUUGCCAACGAUUACUUGCCUCCAGCUGAGGAAGUAUCCACCGAGCUCCCAGUCGAAGAAGUUGAGCCCGCCCAAGAUUCCGCCGUUCUCGCUGCUGAUGGAUACCAAUACAAGACUGUCCGUCGUCUGAAGUACCGUCAACGCCGUGAUGUUUCCGAGAUUGCCAACGAUUACUUGCCUCCAGCUGAGGAAGUAUCCACCGAGCUCCCAGUCGAAGAAGUUGAGCCCGCCCAAGAUUCCGCCGUUCUCGCUGCUGAUGGAUACCAAUACAAGACUGUCCGUCGUCUGAAGUACCGUCAACGCCGUGAUGUUUCCGAGAUUGCCAACGAGUACCUUCCUCCCUCGGAAGAACCUGUUGCUGAGAUCGCUGUUGAGGAUCCCUCCCAGGAUUCCGCUGUUCUCGCUGAUGAUGGAUACCAAUACAAGACUGUCCGUCGGCUGAAGUACCGUCAGCGCCGUGAUGUUUCCGAGAUUGCCAACGAUUACUUGCCUCCAGCUGAGGAAGUAUCCACCGAGCUCCCAGUCGAAGAAGUUGAACCCGCCCAAGAUUCCGCCGUUCUCGCUGCCGAUGGAUACCAAUACAAGACUGUCCGUCGUCUGAAGUACCGUCAACGCCGUGAUGUUUCCGAGAUUGCCAACGAAUACUUGCCUCCAGCUGAAGAAGCUGUCACUGAGCUCCCUGUUGAGGAACCCUCCCAGGAUUCUGCUGUUCUCGCUGAUGAUGGAUACCAAUACAAGACUGUCCGUCGUCUGAAGUACCGACAGCGCCGUGAUGUUUCCGAGAUUGCCAACGAGUACCUUCCUCCCUCGGAAGAACCUGUUGCUGAGAUCGCUGUUGAGGAUCCCUCCCAGGAUUCCGCUGUUCUCGCUGAUGAUGGAUACCAAUACAAGACUGUCCGUCGGCUGAAGUACCGUCAGCGCCGUGAUGUUUCCGAGAUUGCCAACGAUUACUUGCCUCCAGCUGAGGAAGUAUCCACCGAGCUCCCAGUCGAAGAAGUUGAACCCGCCCAAGAUUCCGCCGUUCUCGCUGCUGAUGGAUACCAAUACAAGACUGUCCGUCGUCUGAAGUACCGUCAACGCCGUGAUGUUUCCGAGAUUGCCAAUGAUUACUUGCCUCCAGCUGAGGAAGUAUCCACCGAGCUCCCAGUUGAGGAACCCGCCCAAGAUUCCGCUGUUCUCGCUGCUGAUGGAUACCAAUACAAGACUGUCCGUCGUCUGAAGUACCGUCAACGCCGUGAUGUUUCCGAGAUUGCCAACGAAUACUUGCCUCCAGCUGAGGAAGUAUCCACCGAGCUCCCAGUCGAAGAAGUUGAACCCGCCCAAGAUUCCGCUGUUCUCGCUGCUGAUGGAUACCAAUACAAGACUGUCCGUCGUCUGAAGUACCGUCAACGCCGUGAUGUUUCCGAGAUUGCCAAUGAUUACUUGCCUCCAGCUGAGGAAGUAUCCACCGAGCUCCCAGUUGAGGAACCCGCCCAAGAUUCCGCUGUUCUCGCUGAUGAUGGAUACCAAUACAAGACUGUACGUCGUUUGAAACUGCGUCAUCGUCGUGCCUUGUAAGCGCGCCAGCUGCUACCUGCCUGUAUACGAUUAGAACCUCUUACACGCCCCACCAACUCCUACUAGGUCGUAAGUAAGAAUCCUGUUUUGCCAUUGUUUAACGAUUGAAAUCAACAAAAUAAAUC